Molecule: messenger RNA, 2853 nt
Organism: Diversispora eburnea
Lineage: Eukaryota; Fungi; Glomeromycota; Glomeromycetes; Diversisporales; Diversisporaceae
Source: the annotation of a GenBank genome assembly
AUGGAUGCGAGUUACGCGCCUCCCGCUAGAGGAAACACUCUUAGUCGUAAUAAAACUUUAAGUAGACCCGAACGUUAUCAAGCCGCUACUCCUCUUUUAACUGGUAAAAAAGAAAGAAAACCCCUCGACCCAUGGGUUAUAUUUUCUCGUAUAGUUACCUUUUGGGCACCUAAUGUUAUUUUAUCCAAAUUUGGUUUUCACGAUAAACAAUCUCAACAAGCUUGGCGUGAAAAAGUUACUCUAUGUUUCCUUGCAUUUCUUAUGGGUCUCCUUGUUGUCUUUUUAACUGUUGGGUUAAGACCUUUGUUAUGUCCUGACUCGCAGCAGAACUCUUAUUUAUAUCUAAACUAUGGAGAAACUGCCGGUUUUCUUGGAAUUUUGGGUUGGCAAUUUAAUGCUACGGCCACCAAUAAUACUGAAUUACAAAAAUUAAUUACAUCAACUGAAAAAAGUGGUCAAGAUAUUACUUACCUUUUCAAAAGAAGUAAUUCUGAUAUACCAGGUUGCUUAGAUAGUUCCAUACAAAAUUUUGCUGCAGUUACAUUACCUUUAUGUAAUGAUACUUCUAGUAAUUCAACUUGUCCCCUUGAUUAUUUAAAUGAUAUAACCACCAUCGAGAAGGACUAUAAUAUAAAAAAUUCUUCAAAGUUAGUUGGAUAUGAUUGGGAGGAACUUUGGAAUUUGACAAAUUAUUUGGUUUUUGAUGGCGUAGUACUUAAUUUCGAUCCCUACAUAAAAGCUUAUCCUAAUCCUUUGAAUGAUACGAAUGAUAUGGUUGAUAGUAUCAUUCGUGAUGCAUUAAACACUGAUCAUCCGGAAGGUGGAAAAGAUGCUACCCGUUUAUUCUUUGGACAUAAAAAUACAAAACAAGCCGUUUUAAAAUGUCUCACUCAAAAAUAUUACGCAGGUCAUAUAAGCAAACAAACUAUUGGUUGUUUUACUUCAGAUCUAUUUAAUCUCAUUAUGUUGGUAACAAUAUUGAGUAUCAUAAUAGUCCGAUUUUUAAUGGCUUGCAUUUUUGAUUGGUUUAUAUCUCAUCAACUCGCUCGUAAACCUAAAACAACAAAGAAAAACGUUAUAUCUCCUCAAGUUAUUGCCGCUGGUCAAUCUAGGCAUCAAGCUGCGCCUUGGGCUCAUCAAAGUGAUUCGGGUUCUGCGAUUAAAACUAUUAAUAUGAAUGAAAUUGGAAAUGAUUUAUUCACAGUUUUACUUGUUACUUGUUAUUCUGAAGGAGAAAGUGGAUUAAGAAUGACUUGUGAAUCCAUGGCUGCGACAACAUAUCCAGAUGACCGUAAAUUAUUGUUUCUUAUAUGUGAUGGUAAUAUUACUGGUCAUGGUGAAAAACUAAGUACACCAGAAAUUGCUAUCAGUCUUAUCAAAUUGGAUGAAAAUUUUCUUGAUCCUCAACCUCAAAGUUAUAUCGCUGUUGCAGCUGGAUCUAAACGACAUAAUAUGGCCAAAGUUUAUUGCGGACAUUUCCAUCGACGUGUUCCAACAAUACUUGUUUCCAAAUGUGGUACCCCCGAAGAACAAAAGAAACCAAAAGCCGGUAAUCGAGGAAAACGUGAUUCCCAAUUGAUUCUCAUGAAUUUCUUUAAAUCAGUCACGUAUAAUGAUCGUAUGACGGCAUUGGACUAUGAUUUAUUUAAAAAAGUCACUCAUUUAAUGAAUUGUACUCCUGACUAUUUCGAAAUUGUGUUAAUGGUUCUUUAUCCCGACUCACUUAGAUUGUUGAUAAAUUGUAUGUGCAAUGAUGAAUUAAUUAUGGGUCUUUGUGGUGAAACAAAGAUCGCGAACAAACGUGACUCUUGGGUAACAGGAAUUCAAGUUUUUGAAUAUUAUAUUUCUCAUCAUUUGGGUAAAGGAUUUGAAUCAGUAUUUGGGGGUGUUACCUGUUUACCUGGAUGUUUUUGUAUGUAUCGACUUAAAGCACGUAAAGGAGAUAAUGAUUGGGUACCAAUUAUUACAAAACCAGAAAUUGUUGAUGAAUAUUCUCAAAAUGAUGUGGUCACAUUACAUCAAAAAAAUUUAUUACUUCUUGGUGAAGAUCGUUUCUUGACUACUCUUAUGUUAAGAAAUUUCCCUAACCGAAAAAUGACUUUUUGUCCACGAGCUAUAUGCAAAACGGUUGUACCCGAUGAAUUUAAUGUAUUACUUUCUCAACGUCGUAGAUGGAUUAAUUCAACAAUUCAUAACUUAAUGGAACUUGUUCUUGUUCGAAAUCUUUGUGGAACUUUUUGUUUUUCUAUGCAAUUUGUAAUAUUUAUGGAAUUAUGUGGAACAAUUGUUUUACCUGUUGCUAUAUUAUUAACCUUUUGGUUGAUCAUAGCAUCGAUUAUGAAUCCACCUUCAGAUUUUUCAGAAGCUACACCAUUAAUGAUGUUAGCAGCAGUGCUUGGCUUACCUGCUAUAUUAAUUUUAAUAACCACACGUAAAUUAAUAUAUAUUGCAUGGAUAAAAGUUGAAGGGGAAGGAAAGGGAGAUGAUCAUGGUAAGAAAGAAGGAGAAUUUGAUUCUUCUAAAGUUCCAUGUAAACGAUGGGUAGAUUGGGAACGUCAUAGGAUUCGUAAAAAUAAACGACAAAAUAAACAACUAGCUUCACAUUUAACACAUCAAUCAACUUAUGAUGAUGAUGAAAAAACGGGAUUAUUACCUAGUACAUAUGAAGGUUCGGCAUCAAUUGCUUCUGAUAUUGGUCAAGAAGAAUAUUAUGAUUAUAAUGCUCCUCCUGAAACUUCAGCAACUUAUCCUCCACAACAAUAUGAUCAAUAUCAAUCUGUACAAUUUGAAGAUGUCGGAUUUACCCGUGACAUCGCAAAAUUAAUUAAUUUAACAUCAUCAUUCUCAACAUGA